Paramecium sonneborni is the source of this 387-nucleotide messenger RNA. Lineage: Eukaryota; Ciliophora; Oligohymenophorea; Peniculida; Parameciidae. The record is from the annotation of a GenBank genome assembly.
AUGAUGAAAUCAUAAAGGCUUAUAUAAAACUUGACAUCUAAUGGCAUCCAAUAUAUUUUAGAAAAUAAUAUUUUUAGAAUAAAAACCCUCAUAAUAAAUAAGAACCUUAAGAUAAUUUUUAUUUAAAUUGGAGAACCUUAUUUUGUAUUAUCUGAUAAAGAUAAAAGAGCUAUUUAUGAUGGUAGUUUAUUUUAACGAUUCUAAGGUUUUUUUGGUUUCGGAGAUGGAUUUGUUCCUUUUACAUAAUUUGAGGGUUUCUUUAAAAACUUUGGAAUGGAUGAUAAAGAUUUUGGUUUGAUUGAUAACUGUUGGAGAAAGGAAACAAAAACAUAUUUAUUACAAAAUGGAUAAACAAGUAAUGGAUCAAAAUACAUAAAACAUUAAUGA